AUGACCGAGGCCAAUGCCACCAGCGCGGCUCAAGCGAGCCCCGAGGCCGACCCUGCACGAGUGAAUCCUCGUCCGGCCCGGGCACCUCGUCCUCCUAGACCAAAUUACAGACUCAUUCAUCGCUUUCCUCUCCCUGUCAAUGCACAUCCCGUUCCACCUGUAAUUCCUCAUAACCCCCUCUCCAUCCUUAGUGCUGCCCUCUCGUACCUUUCCUUCCUUAUCUCUCGCCCUAGCCAAGAAAUCCACUCUGCAUACUUCGACCCAGCGACUUCCUCCAUCCACGUGACGGACGAGAAGGCGAUCCGGGCGCUAUGGGAGAUGGGCUUUUUCGGCAAAGGCAGCCUGAGCCGAAGUGAACCUAGCUGGCUGGGGCGUGAGAAGAAGCGGAGAGGCUUGCUCGGUGGAAACACCAGCGAGGAGGCUACCAGGAGACGCAGGGCGGAACGGCGUGCAUUGAAGCUUGAACGAGCAAGGUCAGAGAAGCUCCUCAUCGACGAACGUCUCAAGUUAGAGGCAGCUGCGAGGGAGUCUGGUUCUAUGGCUCCAUCGGUCGGCGACUCGGUAGAUGAUACAGCGACUACAAUCGAGAAGUUCUCCGUCAAGAAGGCGAUGGAAGCCAAGUAUCAAGAAUCAAGACUGCGCAGGUCUCAAAAUGGAGCGUCAGUGCCACCUGCAGAUACUCCCGAGUCGGCGCAAAGCAAAUCAGUUCGCUUUUCGUCCGUCGUGGAACAAAAAGAAGCAACAUCAACAUCCACUGCCCCGCUCCAGGGCUCCAGCUUGACGGAUGCAGAUGAACUUGAUAUUGAAGACAUUCUCGAGAACCAAGAGCAUCUUCAAAUAUCCAAUGAGGAAGCCUUCUUCCUUGUCUACGGACUAGGCGUCCUCCGUGUCUUUGAUCGUGAACAAAACACUGUCAUCCCAACCUCGAAUCUCCUCCCUCUCCUCCGCCGCAAUUCCUACUUUCCUCCCCACGCCGAAGCAUCCGAACUCAACCCCGAUGAUCCCUUUAUGCUGUCAUAUGUUGUCUACCACCACUUUCGAUCACUCGGGUGGGUAGUGCGGUCCGGUGUAAAAUUCGGAACCGACUAUCUACUUUACAACCGCGGUCCUGUUUUCUCCCACGCCGAGUUCGCCCUCAUUAUAAUCCCAUCCUACAGUGACCCAUACUGGGCAGAGACGGAGGAACGCAGAGAAUAUGUGACAAGUAAACAGUCCCGCAGCUGGUGGUGGCUGCACUGUGUGAAUCGGGUUCAAGCACAGGUGAAAAAGAGCUUGGUGAUCUGCUACGUGGAAGUACCCCCGCCGACAGGUUCCUCAGAAGACAUCGCGGCCUUGCUGGGACAGUAUCAGGUUCGGGAGUUCCUCCUCCGACGAUGGAUUCCCAACCGCACGCGUGACUAG
This is a messenger RNA of Penicillium waksmanii, 1401 nucleotides long. It is a transcript of the gene sen2, whose product is annotated as tRNA splicing endonuclease subunit SEN2. The transcript has a single exon. Gene Ontology annotation, cellular component: tRNA-intron endonuclease complex. Gene Ontology annotation, molecular function: nucleic acid binding; tRNA-intron lyase activity. The record is from RefSeq and is a predicted model, not a curated record. The coding region runs from base 1 to 1401 and encodes 466 amino acids. Gene Ontology annotation, biological process: tRNA-type intron splice site recognition and cleavage; tRNA splicing, via endonucleolytic cleavage and ligation. NCBI's taxonomy places the organism in Eukaryota, Fungi, Ascomycota, Eurotiomycetes, Eurotiales, Aspergillaceae.